Molecule: messenger RNA, 2723 nt
Organism: Sarcophilus harrisii (Tasmanian devil)
Lineage: Eukaryota; Metazoa; Chordata; Mammalia; Dasyuromorphia; Dasyuridae
Product: protein FAM170B-like
Exons: 5
Coding region: 226-1932 (568 amino acids)
Biological process (GO): fertilization
Source: RefSeq, a predicted model, not a curated record
AUAACUGCUGCCUUUGGCUGUUGUGGCUUUGAAUAUUUCUGUUUGGAGAUAUUAAUGAUCUGGUUUUUGUGUGUGUGAAAACCAGGGAGAAAGUGAGGUCAUCUGACCGGUCAAGAAGUUCAGAUGUCAACCUUACCUGGGAUAAGGACACUAGAAACUUUUUAGCGUCCUUACUCCCAUAUUCUCCUUCAUCUUUGAAGGAAGAAGCAACGCUGUGAACAUCCAAUGAAGGAACCACAAGAGAAAAGGGCUACCGCGAAAACUUCAGGAAUCUCAGAAGCAGAACACCCUUCACCCCAACCUGGACCGUCAGCACCAAGAGGCCUAGCCCCAACCCCUGCCUUUAAUGAGGAAGAAGUGGAAAAAAGAGAGGAUUCUUCCUCAUCAUCUCCCUAUUUUGUGUAUGAGAAGCCACAUACCACCUCCACUCGUAAAGUCAACUCGGCAGAAGACUCUUGUUACAGUUGUGCUUAUUAUGCCCGAGUUAGGACUGUAAAAGGGGUAGCUAUUAAAUGGCACACCUCAGCGGGGUUCCGGGCCGUGGGCAAAAAGCCCCGGAUGUAUGAAGCCGAGGUGUCAGGGGAAACCACGAUUGGGUCUCCUCCCACCAGUAGUGUUACCACAAUGCGCCAGGACAUUGAAACUCACUCUUCCGUGGAGGAUCCUUGUGAGAUCAAAAUGGAAGAAAUAACUUUCCAGGUCUCCCAAAAUGUGGAGGAAGAGCCUUUUGAAGACCCUAGUGAGGAUGAAAAGCCUGGGCCCUCCCAUAGGGAAGAGGAGGAGAGACCAAGGGUGGCCACCCCAGACUGGCUGGUCACCACCGACAAAGGCUUCCGCUGCCUGGCCUGCUGCCGGGUAUUUCUGACCCUGGAGGCCCUCAUGGAGCACGCCCGUUAUGGGGUAAAGGAGGGUUUCAGCUGCAGAGUCUUUAACGAGGCAAUGCUGGAAAUGAGAUGUAAUCAGGAGAAAAAGCGUGAGAUUCGCUGGCGGCAAGCCGAAGUCCGGCGGCAUCAGCUGGAGACCUGGCAACGUCACGUGCACAACUGGCGGCACGGCUUGGAGGCUGGGCAUCAUCAGGAGACCCCAUUUAAUCAAGCACAGGUCCGGCGGCGUCACCUCGAGACCUGGCAUCGACAAGCGCAGGCCCGACGGCGACGAAUACAGACCCAUUUUAAUCAGCUUCGAGGGGAACAUCGCCACCAGGAAUCCCAGCAUCAGCAAGAGACUCAGUUUAAUCAGCUGCGAGCUCAAUAUCGUCAACAAGAAUCCCAGCAUCAUCAAGGGCAAAACCGACAUCGACUGGAGGCUUUACAUCAUCGCCGAGAAAGUCAGAUUCAGCAAGGCCUCAACAGGUGCCAUCAACUAGACACGUGGAACAACCAGACCCAGGCCUGGCGCCACAGGCUGGAGGCCGUGCAUCGUCACCGAGAGAGCCAACUGCAGCAAGCCGAGGCUCGUCAUCAUCGCCUGGAAACGUGGUGCCAUCAGGCCCGGGCGCGGCGGCUGAGACUGGAGGCCCAGCGGCACCAGCGCGAAGCGCGCCACCUCGCCGAGGCCCAGCACCGCCACCGAGAGACCCCGCACCAUCGGGCCCGAACUGGCUAUCAUCAGCUGGAGAGUGUCCACCAUCAGCAGGAGGGCCCGCUGAAUCCGGAGCAGGCCCAGUACUGUCCGUUUGAGACGGUGCAUCACCAGCGAGAGGCCCAGCUCUAUCCAAGUGGUGUCUGGCAUCAUCAGCUUGAAAUCCGGCGUCCGCAUCAGACCCAAGCUCAGCAUCACAGACUAGAGACUAUGCGGGACCAGCGAGAAGCCCAGCUCCAUCAAGCCGCCGAGGAACAGCAUCGGGCGAGAGAAACCCAUCGCCACCAAGCUCGGGCGCAGCACCGUAGAACUGUGAUACGGCAUCACCAAGCCCAUGCGCAGCGUCGCUGACCAGAAGCCAGGAGCGCCUUCAGAGAGCCUGCUGUCCAACGCUUAGCCCAGAGGGGCCAGGGCACCAGCAAGGACCCGAGCCGGAUCACUCCCCAAAGGGGAGCGAGUCUUGAUGUGGAGAAGCCCCAGCGAGCCCAAGGAGAGAUUCAACUCUUUUGUUAUCACAGUUAUCCUUAAUCAUCCAUCUCCCAAACUUUAACAUCUACCAAAGGUGAUGAGAUGCAACUGGACUCAGUAGCUGCUGUGACAUGAAGGAUCAAGAAGACUACAACACAAGUUGAGUCCGGAGGCAAGGAAGUCGGCAAGAGCUCGAGGCAAUAUCACUUACUAGGAGUGGAGUGCCGUGAGGAGGAGGAGACCCAGAGGGCAACCUUCAAGAGAAAAGGGAAUUUGUCUUUCUAGGAAAAUAGAUGUCUCCAGGCCUAUGACUUGCUGGGUAGGCCAGAUGUUUCAUUCUCAAGACUCCAUUAGGGAAACCUACACUGGUAUAUAAAUGCCACUAAUGCUUUAUGGAGGUCCAAUUCCAAUUUUGUAUCCACUAUGAUCUCUUAAGACUGUUAAGACCUAUAGCAGUGGCAGCAGUGAUGGUGGUGGCAACAGCAGCAGCAAGCAUUUAUAAAGCACUUUAAGGUUUGAAGAUCAGAUGAAAUGAUCUUGUGGUGUUCAUCUGUCUGGCAGUAUCUGUGGCGUCAGACACAAGCUAGAUUUGAAAAUAUCUUGCACUUUCCCCAUGACAGAGAUUUUUGUCCCAUCAUUUUCUAAUCUUGUACAAUAAAUCAUUGUCAAAUGUC